Messenger RNA from Aspergillus saccharolyticus JOP 1030-1, 808 nucleotides. RefSeq lists its product as uncharacterized. The transcript has a single exon. Bases 381 to 593 code for a protein of 70 amino acids. The record is from RefSeq and is a predicted model, not a curated record. Lineage: Eukaryota; Fungi; Ascomycota; Eurotiomycetes; Eurotiales; Aspergillaceae.
CGAGCGAGCUUCCAUCCUUGGGGUGGACAUGAGCUCCCCAGAUAUGUCAGUGAAGCAUCUUCGGCGGCCUUCGCAACUCGCCAAUGUGAAUGCUCAGAGGGCAAGAGUCGUCGCCGCUGGAUCCGCCUCAAAAGCAGCAUAAUGUGAAACAUUCUAGCCUGACUCGCCUUCUUCGUACAGAAACACAAUGGCCGAGUCCGGCUCAAGCUCAAUUGCUGGUCAAAACCAAAUUUCAACCAUACUAGCCCCCCCCCCUUUCAUCUAGCCCUUCGCACCGCCUCGCUAGAUCAACUCCAUGAUGACUAUUAUAGAACAAUUUGCAAAGACUCUGCUUCGACAUGUAAACAUCUCGCUCUCUUUGCCCUCGGAGAGCUUUUUCUAUGUUGUCUGUGGUGUCGAAAAGCAGCUCAAUGCCGGGUUUGUCGUACUAUGUACGCGCCAUGGAGCUUCUUUCGGCCUUCCCGGAACGGCCCACCAUCAAGCACAUUGAGUUUCUUCUGAUGCUCGUAUGUUGCCAUCAUUCCCCUUACCUGAUCGGUGCAAAGGCGAGUGCCUUGCCACUGGCUUUCAGGCCCUUUGCAGUCAGUUCGUGAACCGAUGGCAAUCCGCUUUCGCUCUCGUCGGCCAUGCUCUUCGGACCGGCCUUAGAUGUGGGCUGAACCACCAGCAACCCUGAGAACCAGUGUGACGACUUUGCUACAGAGAACGUCGCGUGCGCCUUUGGUGGACCAUUCAUAUAUCUGACCGCUUUUGGAGCUUUAAACGUGGCCUUCCGGUCCAGGCCCAGGAUGAAGAUAUUCACCUCAGC